This is a messenger RNA of Daphnia magna, 975 nucleotides long. RefSeq names its product ran-specific GTPase-activating protein. Gene Ontology annotation, molecular function: GTPase activator activity. The record is from RefSeq and is a predicted model, not a curated record. The coding region runs from base 183 to 836 and encodes 217 amino acids. The transcript has 5 exons. Gene Ontology annotation, cellular component: nuclear pore; cytoplasm. Lineage: Eukaryota; Metazoa; Arthropoda; Branchiopoda; Diplostraca; Daphniidae. Gene Ontology annotation, biological process: nucleocytoplasmic transport.
UCGCAUUAGCCCUAGCGCCUUUCUUUGGACAAUAAAGAAAAACGACAAUUAGAAGCCUCAACCUUGGGAAAAUUCUAGUUCUAGUAAUUGUAUGAAACUCGUGUAGUCGGUAUUGGUAAAUCUUUGCUUGACGUCGCGACUCUUUUUCCAUCGUUUUCCAUUCCGUGACAUUUUUUAUAAAAAUGACUGAUGUAUCCGUAGAAGUUCAAAACAAUAAAGACCACAAGGAUGACGUUGAAAACGAGGAGCAUGAUCCCUAUUUUGAACCAAUUAUCCAUCUUCCUGAAGUACAUAUAUAUUCCAUGGAAGAAGAUGAGGAAGAUUUAGUCAAACUACGUGCCAAACUCUACAGAUAUGAUAAGACCGAAGAGCCCCAUCAAUGGAAAGAACGGGGAACUGGGGAGAUAAAAAUUCUGUGCCAUCUAAAACAGAACACUGCAAGAGUUUUAAUGAGAAGAGACAGAACAUGGAAAAUAUGUGCUAAUCAUUAUAUAACUCCUGUGAUGGAAUUGAAACCUAACUGUGACAGUGAUCGUGCAUGGAUCUGGAGUGUACCAGCAGAUUUUGCUGAUGAGGUUCCCAAGCCUGAACUUCUUGCUGUUCGUUUUUCAAAUGCCGAAAAUGCAAAACUAUUUAAGGAUGCUUUCGAGGAAGCUCAAAGAAUCUUGGAGCAAAACCGAAACCUGACAGGAGAGGAAGCAACAAGUGAUGAGAGUGGCGACGAAGUUGAAGAUGACGAACAGGAUAGUGAAAAUUCAGAAUCGAAAGUUGAACAGGAAGUUAUUGAAAAACUGCGUGAAUUGGAAGUAGACGGUGCGUCUGGGAAAACGGGUUAACUAGAAAUGACAAUGGUCUCACAUAAGACACUUAAUCGUUAUUGAACGUUCGCUCUCCUCAAGUCAUUCCUGAUAAGACGUUUUAUGCUCAUGGAUCAUUGAGAAACUACUCAGAGAAAUACACUUCAUAUGAAAGUCA